CGCUUGUACGCAUGCGCUCUUGAACUUCCUUUUUAGACUGCCAUUUGUGAUUGCACAAAACACGUAAACAAUGCAGUUGUUUGUACGGGGUAGCGAGACUCAUGCUCUGCAGCUAGCAGGAAGCGAAACUGUUUCUGAUAUUAAGAGUCUGAUCAGUGAACGUGAGGGAUUUCCAGUUGAGGAACAGAUUAUCCUGUAUGCUGGUAAACCACUGCAGGAUGAGUACCUUCUGUCUAAGCUUAAUGACCUGUCCACUCUGGAUAUUGAGGUCAGAAUGUUGGGAGGUAAAGUCCAUGGUUCUCUAGCCCGUGCCGGAAAAGUCAAGGGACAGACCCCCAAGGUUGAAAAACAAGAGAAGAAGAAACAGAAGACAGGACGAGCCAAGAGACGCAUGCAGUACAACAGAAGAUUUGGAGUUGUUGUUUCUACAUUUGGUCGCAGAAAGGGGCCCAAUGCUAAUUCCUAAGAUGUGUUUAUAAUCAGAAACUGGAUUAAAUCACGUAGUAACUUUU
Saccostrea echinata is the source of this 512-nucleotide messenger RNA. RefSeq names its product ubiquitin-like FUBI-ribosomal protein eS30 fusion protein. NCBI's taxonomy places the organism in Eukaryota, Metazoa, Mollusca, Bivalvia, Ostreida, Ostreidae. Gene Ontology annotation, biological process: translation. The record is from RefSeq and is a predicted model, not a curated record. The coding region runs from base 71 to 466 and encodes 131 amino acids. Gene Ontology annotation, cellular component: cytosolic small ribosomal subunit; ribosome. Gene Ontology annotation, molecular function: structural constituent of ribosome; protein binding. The transcript is spliced from 5 exons.